Molecule: messenger RNA, 763 nt
Organism: Prorocentrum cordatum
Lineage: Eukaryota; Dinophyceae; Prorocentrales; Prorocentraceae
Source: the annotation of a GenBank genome assembly
GGGUAUGGCGGCCGACGCGACGGCAUCAGAUGUCUCGGCGGACUCGCCGCACGCCUGCGUGGACGUCAGCCUCAUCAAGGAGCACCUAGAGCAGUUCGUGACGAACGCGGAGUUCGUCAACUACCCGACGAAGAAGGGCAGAUCAGGCCCCGACAAGGAUCGAAUGGCAGCCCACAUGGACAUCGUCUACUGCAUCAGGAAGAACGUGGCGCCCAACAUGUGGUUGAGCAAGAAGUCACUGGAGAAUGCGCUCUACUUGAUCGGGAACGACAAGAACUGGCCAGGCGUCCAAGGCGCGGUCUUGACAAGCUGGUCGAUCGAAAUGGGCGAGAGAAUUCGCGCGAUGCUCAAGCACGCCAGCACGACAUUCACGAGGAAGGUCUGGCCACAGUGGUUCAGCGAGCCGCUCGAGCAGAUUGGCGUCAAGCAGUCAGACCCCAUGUUCGCCAGCGUGACGUACGUGUACAAAUGCGAUGAGAUCACCCACCAGGCCCCGAUCCGCAUCCCGACGAUCAACAACAGGAAAUCGGGGCCUCCAGAGAAGUGUGCAAGAAUCGAAGGCCCCGACGAGAACGGCAAGCACACAGCCUUCUGGGAGAACGACGACGACUGCGAGGACAAGUGGGUGUUCGAGAAUGUGUUCGCCGAGGUUGACAAAUGUCGUGCGCACUCGUCCAGGAUGAGUGAUUGGACGGACACUCCAGACGGUCUGAAAGUCAAGGCCUUCAUCAUGGCCGACCGCGGCCCAGACAAGCUGAUCAGG